Fundulus heteroclitus (mummichog) is the source of this 1301-nucleotide messenger RNA. It is a transcript of the gene exosc2, whose product is annotated as exosome component 2. Gene Ontology annotation, cellular component: cytoplasmic exosome (RNase complex); nuclear exosome (RNase complex). NCBI's taxonomy places the organism in Eukaryota, Metazoa, Chordata, Actinopteri, Cyprinodontiformes, Fundulidae. The record is from RefSeq and is a predicted model, not a curated record. Gene Ontology annotation, biological process: nuclear polyadenylation-dependent rRNA catabolic process; exonucleolytic trimming to generate mature 3'-end of 5.8S rRNA from tricistronic rRNA transcript (SSU-rRNA, 5.8S rRNA, LSU-rRNA); poly(A)-dependent snoRNA 3'-end processing. Gene Ontology annotation, molecular function: RNA binding. Bases 224 to 1105 code for a protein of 293 amino acids. The transcript has 9 exons.
ACACAGUACUCCAAGAGAGUAGUAGAAGAACGUUUGUUGCUUAGCGUGGUUCUUUCGUAUCGGUGGGCAUUUUUAGCUUAUUCAAAUUUGGUUGUACAGUAGAGUUAAUACCACCGGUUGGGUUAGAGAUAAUUCAGGAUUUUUUUCUAAAGUGUACCGCGGUAAAACGUCCAACCAAAGCUCGGGGAGAAAAAAAAAGCUAGACAGAGGAAAGUUAAGAAGCAUGGCCGUAGACAUGAGAUUACCGACCGUUAUAAAAGCGAUGUCUCUAUCCGUUCCUGCCGCUGACCGGAAAGAUAUGGUUGUCCCCGGAGAUGUUAUCACUUCAGACACUGGGUUCAUGAGGGGUCAUGGCACAUAUGUCGACGAAGACAAGCUGACAGCAUCAGUUGCCGGAGAGGUGCAGAGGGUGGACAAACUUAUCUGUGUCAGACCGCUUAAGACCAGAUUUAACGGUGAAGUCGGAGAUGUUGUCGUUGGCAGAAUUACAGAGGUUCAACAGAAGCGUUGGAAGGUGGAGACUAACUCUAGGUUAGAUUCUGUCCUCUUGUUGUCAUCCGUCAACCUGCCUGGAGGAGAACUGAGGAGAAGGUCGGCAGAAGAUGAGCUCACCAUGAGAGAAUACCUUCAAGAGGGCGAUCUCAUCAGUGCAGAGGUGCAGUCUGUCUUCUCAGAUGGAGCCCUGUCACUUCACACUCGCAGUUUAAAGUAUGGAAAAUUGGGUCAAGGAGUGCUGGUGCAGCUCUCCCCUUCUCUGAUCAAGAGGCAGAAAACACAUUUCCAUAACCUGCCCUGCGGUGCAUCCAUCAUCUUAGGGAACAACGGCUUUGUGUGGUUGUAUCCCACGCCGGGACAACAAGAGGAGGAAGCUGGGGGCUUCUACACCAGUCUGGAGCCUGUAAGCCUGUCAGAUCGAGAGGUGAUUUCACGGUUGAGAAACUGCCUGCUGGCCUUGGCGGCGCAUAAAGUGCUGUUGUAUGACACAAGCGUACUCUAUUGCUACGAGUCGUCUCUCCAGCACCAGGUAAAGGACAUCUUGAAGCCAGAAGUGAUGGAGGAGAUUGUAAUGUUGACACAACAGAAGCUGUUGGAACAGGAAGGUUAAAAAGCCCCAAAAAAGACCUAAAUCUGUCUAACGAGACCACUUGUGGUGUAAAUUGCCUUUUUUACUUUAGAUUUGAUCAAAUGCAUAAUUAUUGUUGGAAAGCUGAUGGAAAAAAAAAUUAAAUUUAUAUGAGCAGUUAUCAGUUGUGAUCUUUUGAUAAUGUAUGAUACAUAAAGCAAUUCUAUUGUCAUUGUCA